Molecule: messenger RNA, 1873 nt
Organism: Myotis daubentonii (Daubenton's bat)
Lineage: Eukaryota; Metazoa; Chordata; Mammalia; Chiroptera; Vespertilionidae
Gene: C5AR1
Product: complement C5a receptor 1
Biological process (GO): phospholipase C-activating G protein-coupled receptor signaling pathway; chemotaxis; positive regulation of cytosolic calcium ion concentration
Cellular component (GO): plasma membrane
Molecular function (GO): G protein-coupled receptor activity; complement component C5a receptor activity
Source: RefSeq, a predicted model, not a curated record
GAGGACCUCGGGGCGAGGGCCGGGGGACGGGUCAUUUCCUUCCUCCCCAUCUGCACCUCCCUCAGGGCCAUAAAAACCACAGACCUCGGGCAGGAGGGCGCCGGUCCGCGGAGAACUAGGGAGACCCAAUAUGGACUCCCUGGAAAACGACGACUAUGACUACCCUUACACCUGGGACCCCAACACGUCAGUGGAUAACUCUUCCUACACCGUGAGGCUGAGCACCCCGGACAUACUCGCCCUGGUGAUCUUUGCGGUGGUCUUCCUGGUGGGAGUGCCCGGCAACGUCAUGGUGCUCUGGGUGACGGGGAUCGAGGUCCGCCGAGCCAUCAAUGCCAUCUGGUUCCUCAACCUGGCCGUGGCGGACCUGCUCUCCUGUCUGGCGCUGCCCAUCAUGUUCGUGACGGUCCUGCAUCACAAUCACUGGUAUUUCGGGGGCGCCGCCUGCCACAUCCUCCCUGCCCUCCUCCUGCUCAACCUGUACGCCAGCAUCUUGCUCCUGGCCGCCAUCAGCGCCGACCGCUUCCUGCUGGUGUCCAACCCCAUCUGGUGUCAGAACUACCGAGGGGCAACGCUGGCCUGGGUGGCCUGUGCCGUGGCCUGGGGCCUGGCCCUGCUGCUGACCAUCCCCACCUUCAUGUUCCGGAAGGUGUACAAAGAAGACUUCCCCCCCAAGACGGAGUGUGUGGUUAGCUACGGCCGCAACAGUACCCAGGAGAGGGCCGUGGCCACCCUCCGGCUGUCGGUGGGCUUUCUGUGUCCGCUGGUGAUCCUCACCGUCUGCUACACCUUCCUCCUGAUCCGGGCCUGGAGCCGCAGCGCCACGCGCUCCACCAAGACGCUCAAGGUGGUGGUGGCGGUGGUGGCCAGCUUCUUCGUCCUCUGGCUGCCCUACCAGGUGUCCGGCAUGCUGCUGGCGUUCUUUCCCAGGGAACACCACCACUUCAAAGCCGCGUCCCGGUUCGACGCCCUGUGCGUGUCCAUCGCCUACGUCAACAGCUGCAUCAACCCCGUCAUCUACGUGGUCGCCGCCCAGGGCUUCCACGCCCGGCUCCUCAAGUCCCUCCCUGCCAGGCUGCGGAACGUGCUGGCCGAGGAGUCCGCGCUCAGGGAGUCCAAGUCCUUCACGUCCAAGUCCUUCACGCUCUCCACGCUGGACAGCUCAGCCCAGAAGAGCCAGGCGGUGUAGGGGACGCCCGCCCGCCACUCUGCCUUCCUUCCGCUCCAUUCUCUUCUGCUUCUUUCAGCUCAGCUCUGGGUGAGCUGGUGGUGUUUCACUGAGCUCUCCUCCGUCCGUCCUCAUUUCCACGACCCACGAAGACUGCCUGCUGGGGCCACACAACCUUUCUCUUCACCUAAGGACGUAGAAACACAGACACCGAUAUGCCAGGAGUUGCCCUGGUCGGCUUGGCUCAGUGGACAGAGCGUCGGCCUGCGGACUGAAGGGUCCCAGGUUCGAUUCCCAGUCAGGGCACCUGCCCGAUCCUCAGUAGGGGGUGUGCAGGAGGCAGUCAAUCAAUGAUUCUCUCCCAUCAUUGAUGUUUCUAUCUCUCUCUCCCUUUCCCUUCCUCUCAGAAAUCAAUAAUAUAUAUAUAUAUAUAUAUAUACCAGGCACUUGUUUGCACCAGGAGAGAGGGUGCAAAGAAAAUACAGUCAAGCCUUGGCCAGGUGACUCAGUGGAUGGGAGUGGCGUCUCAUAUGCCAAGAGGUGGUGGGUUCGAUUCCUGGUCAGGGCACAAACCCAGGUUGUGGGUUUGAUCCCCAGUCUGGGCACCUAAGGGAGGCAACCGAUCUAUGUUUCUCUCUCUCCCUUCCUCUGAAAUCAAGUAAAAAAUGUAUUUAUUAAAAGAAAGAAAAUACAGUAAAACCAUAG